AAUACAGUUGUGAAUAUGGCUCGCUCAAGUUUUAUGCUCUCUGUGGCGUUGGUGGGGUCCUAAGUUGUGGCCUGACGCACACUGCUGUUGUACCUCUGGAUUUAGUGAAAUGUCGUAUGCAGGUUGAUCCACAAAAAUACAAGAGCAUCUUCAAUGGAUUUUCAGUGACAGUCAAAGAAGAUGGUGUUCGUGGCUUGGCUAAGGGAUGGGCUCCAACCUUUAUUGGCUAUUCCAUGCAGGGGCUUUGUAAAUUUGGUUUCUAUGAAGUUUUCAAAAUCCUAUAUGGCAACAUGCUGGGAGAGGAAAAUGCGUAUUUGUGGCGUACUUCGCUAUAUUUAGCUGCAUCUGCCAGUGCGGAGUUUUUUGCUGACAUUGCUCUGGCUCCAAUGGAAGCUGCUAAAGUUCGUAUUCAGACACAGCCUGGAUAUGCUAACACUCUGCGGCAGGCUGUACCUAAAAUGUUUGGAGAAGAAGGCAUCUGGGCUUUCUAUAAAGGUGUUGCUCCUCUAUGGAUGAGACAGAUUCCGUACACAAUGAUGAAAUUUGCCUGCUUUGAACGUACUGUUGAAGCUCUCUACAAGUACGUCGUUCCCAAGCCACGAAGUGAAUGUACAAAAGGAGAACAGCUGGUAGUCACAUUUGUUGCGGGCUAUAUUGCUGGUGUGUUCUGUGCAAUUGUUUCCCAUCCUGCUGACUCCGUCGUGUCUGUGUUGAACAAAGAAAAGGGCAGUUCUGCUUCACAGGUUCUUAUGAGGCUUGGAUUCAAAGGUGUAUGGAAAGGUCUGUUUGCUCGUAUCAUUAUGAUUGGUACCCUGACUGCACUACAGUGGUUCAUCUAUGAUUCUGUGAAGGUUUAUUUCAGACUUCCUCGUCCACCUCCACCUGAAAUGCCAGAAUCUCUGAAGAAGAAGCUUGGUCUAACUGAAUAGACGACUCAUGGACUGACUGUGCUGGCUGUCCCAGUGAUGAGUUUCAUGAAACUUUUAUAUAUUUGACUAUGUAGAAAACAAACUCUAUAUGAUGUCGUUAUUGGCUGUGCCCUCAUGAGGGUUUAAAUCCCACAUGAGGGUUUAAAUUCUACCGCUGUCAUUGCCUGAAAUAAAUGAGAAACAGAGUGCU
Fulmarus glacialis (Northern fulmar) is the source of this 1119-nucleotide messenger RNA. RefSeq names its product solute carrier family 25 (mitochondrial carrier; phosphate carrier), member 3 (gene SLC25A3). Gene Ontology annotation, molecular function: phosphate transmembrane transporter activity. The transcript is spliced from 6 exons. Gene Ontology annotation, cellular component: mitochondrial inner membrane. NCBI's taxonomy places the organism in Eukaryota, Metazoa, Chordata, Aves, Procellariiformes, Procellariidae. Gene Ontology annotation, biological process: mitochondrial phosphate ion transmembrane transport. The record is from RefSeq and is a predicted model, not a curated record. The annotation marks the transcript as partial.